GACGCCUCUCGCAACUACACGCGUGCACGCGAAAGCAUGAGUCUUACGAGAUUAAGCGCUCGCCCUGGCAGCAUUUCAGUUCAGAAAAGGCUGGCACACAGACUGUUUUUGCGGGUGCUUGCGCCUUUACGUCCACUUUCUUCCACAUCAACUCAACCCUUCCAGCCUGGUCUGCCGAUGGACUGGUCCACACAUAGUUGUGACAUUGACGCCGAACCUUUGCAAAACAGACUUUGCUUGGUUUGUGCUUCCUUCAUAAGCAGAAGAUUGCGCAUGCAGGUUUAGUGCAGCGUCGUAACGUUCAUACCGACUUUGCUCAC
Molecule: messenger RNA, 320 nt
Organism: Didymella exigua CBS 183.55
Lineage: Eukaryota; Fungi; Ascomycota; Dothideomycetes; Pleosporales; Didymellaceae
Exons: 1
Coding region: 37-285 (82 amino acids)
Source: RefSeq, a predicted model, not a curated record